AGUGAGAGGCCGAGAAGGGAAAACGAAUCUUGAGAUAAGGGAGGUGUCGAUCAGCUGAGCCAGACUGUAUAUAAACUGUGCUGAGCUGAAACCUCUGGCAGCUGAGCAUCUUCUGUUCUCCUGUCAACAUCUGAAGACUUCAAGUUUUGCAGAGGAAUAAUUGUAAUCGAGCACAAGGACACUUUCAUCAUGGAUAUAAACAUCAUUAUGCUGAAUGGGACUUCCCGCGUCCUGAGUGUGCACCCUGAGGCCACAGUGGGCUCUCUGAAAGUCCUGAUCCAGCAGACACUGGGAGUCCAGGUUGAGACUCAGAGGCUGGUGUUUGUGAACGGGACGAAAACUCCUCUCAGUGACGACUCACAGCCCGUCUGCUACUACGGCCUGCAGCAAGGAGCCCGGGUCUCCCUGCUGGUUUCCCAGCCACCCCCUAUCCAGGUCUUCCUCAGGAACCCGAAGGGGAAGCUCAGCACCUACGACAUCAAACCAGACGAGACCGUGGCCAACUUCAAGAAAAGGGUCGAGUGCAGAGAGACAGAUGCGGGAAAGGGGAUCCCGGUGGACCAGCAGAGGCUCAUCCACCAGGACAGAGAGAUGAUGGAGGGGAAGCUGUCCGACUACAACGUCAAAGCGAUGAGCACCAUCAACCUGAAUCUGCGUGUGAGAGGAGGCUGAGGACACUAAUCUGGUUAAUUUAUCAGAAAUGUACAUUCCUUUAUUUAAUCUACAACAACAUCAUGUUGCUUAAAUUGCCAUAUUUCUUAUUUAUUUGUAUUUUCAUUUGGAAAAAUCAAUGCAUUCCUCUAAUUCUUCACAUCUUAAAAACGUUUUUUAUUGAUUUUGUUUUGGCUUUACAAAUGUUUUACAAACAGCACAGCAUGUUUUAAUCGUAUUUUGACAAAUAUACGUUUUAAUUAUGUUAACUGGACACUGUUAAAAAAAAUAAAGAAUCAAUUGUAAGUUU
Sebastes umbrosus (honeycomb rockfish) is the source of this 961-nucleotide messenger RNA. RefSeq names its product polyubiquitin-like. Gene Ontology annotation, biological process: modification-dependent protein catabolic process; protein ubiquitination. Bases 190 to 672 code for a protein of 160 amino acids. Gene Ontology annotation, cellular component: nucleus; cytoplasm. Lineage: Eukaryota; Metazoa; Chordata; Actinopteri; Perciformes; Sebastidae. The transcript is spliced from 2 exons. Gene Ontology annotation, molecular function: ubiquitin protein ligase binding; protein tag activity. The record is from RefSeq and is a predicted model, not a curated record.